Molecule: messenger RNA, 1770 nt
Organism: Pneumocystis jirovecii RU7
Lineage: Eukaryota; Fungi; Ascomycota; Pneumocystomycetes; Pneumocystales; Pneumocystaceae
Product: phenylalanine-tRNA ligase, beta subunit
Exons: 9
Coding region: 1-1770 (589 amino acids)
Biological process (GO): phenylalanyl-tRNA aminoacylation
Cellular component (GO): cytoplasm; phenylalanine-tRNA ligase complex
Molecular function (GO): phenylalanine-tRNA ligase activity; RNA binding; ATP binding
Source: RefSeq, a predicted model, not a curated record
AUGCCCACUAUAAGUGUGGAUAGAGAAGAUCUAUUUAAUGCACUUAAUUAUAAUUAUACAACAGAAGAAUUCGAAGAACUUUGCUUUAAUUUUGGACUAGAAUUAGAAAAAGAUACAUCAGAAUCAAAAACUAUUAAUGAAAUACCUGAACGUCCACAAUUUAAAAUUGACGUUCCUGCAAACAGGUAUGAUUUGCUUUGUUUCGAAGGAAUUUCAAGAGCACUUAAUAUUUUCCUCGGACAUCAAAAAGCUCCAGAAUUUAAGCUUUCUAAACCAGAAAAACUACAAUUGCUUUAUGUAUCAGAAGAGACAGCAAAAAUUAGACCAUAUAUUUCUGCAGUUAUUUUAAGAGAACUUAAUUUUACUAAAAGUAGAUAUGAGAGCUUUAUAUCUUUACAAGAAAAACUUCAUUCAAAUAUUUGUAGAAAUCGCUCCUUAGUUUCAAUUGGAACUCAUGACCUAGAUACUAUUCAGGGCCCUUUUUCAUAUGAAGCCCACAAACCUGAAAAAAUUAAUUUUAUUCCUUUAAAUCAAAAAAAAUCAUUCAAUAUGGUCGAGCUUUUUGAAUUUUAUAAGAAUGAUAAACAUAUUGGAAAAUUUCUCCAUUUAAUUGAAAAUUCUCCAAUUUAUCCAGUUAUUUAUGAUUCGAAUAGAGUUGUAUGCUCAUUACCUCCUAUUAUUAAUAGCGAGCAUAGCAAAAUUACUUUAAAUACUAAAAAUGUUCUUAUUGAAGUAACUGGUACUGAUCAAACAAAAUUAGAAAUAGUAACAAACAUCAUGGUAGCUAUGUUCUCAUGCUAUUCAAAGGAUCCAUUCACCAUAGAACCAGUUCACAUUAAAUCACCACACAAUCAGUGCUCACGAAUAUGGCCAAAAGUAGAGCCUUAUAUAAAUUCAGUUAAAAUUUCAUAUAUUAAUUCUUGUUGUGGUCUUGAUUUAUCUGCAGCAGAAAUUUCCAAAUUAUUAGAAAGAAUGGGCCUUUCAUCAAAACAAUCUACUAUUGAUCCAGAAUUAUUAGAUGUAUUUGUUCCUAUUACACGUGCAGAUAUAUUGCAUCAAUGCGAUAUUAUGGAAGAUGUUGCAAUAGCUUAUGGAUAUAAUCGUCUUAAAAAAGUAUUCACUAAUAAAAUUGCUACAACAGGUAAACCUUUACCUCUUAAUAAAUUAACAGACAUUAUUCGUAAAGAAUGCUCUAUGGCAGGAUGGUCAGAAGUCAUGCCUCUUGUCUUAUGCUCAUAUAAUGAAAACUUCAAUUAUCUUGGUAAAACAAGUAAUUCAUUAGCAAUAAUUUUAGAAAAUCCGAAAACAUCAGAUUAUCAAGUUGUUCGAACGUCUCUAAUACCUGGAUUACUAAAAACUAUACGAGAAAAUAAAAAACAUGUUCUUCCUAUGAAAAUCUUUGAAGUAUCAGAUAUUGUGUUACAAAAUAAAAAUGAAGAAACAUUAUGUAAAAAUAAAAGGCUAUGGAGUGCAGCAUAUUUUUCAAAUGCAUCAGGAUUCGAAAUCAUUCAUGGUCUCCUUGAUAGAAUUAUGAAUAUGCUAAAUACUAAUAAUGUUACACCAGAGGAUAAGAACCCUGGUUAUUGGAUUCAAUGCGCAGAAGAACCUAUAUUUCUUAAAGGGAGAUGUGCUAAAGUUUUUCUACGACUUAAAAAUAUGUUAGAAAUCAAUGUAGGUAUUUUUGGAAUUCUUCAUCCAAAUGUUCUUAAAGCAUUUGAAAUACCAUUUGUUGGUUCUAUUUUAGAAAUUGAUAUAGAAAAUUGGCUGUAA